Molecule: messenger RNA, 510 nt
Organism: Phoenix dactylifera (date palm)
Lineage: Eukaryota; Viridiplantae; Streptophyta; Magnoliopsida; Arecales; Arecaceae
Source: RefSeq, a predicted model, not a curated record
AUGAACAGAAUAUUUAAAUCCUUUCUAGAUCGAUUUGUGGUGGUGUUCAUUGAUGACAUUUUAAUUUAUUCAAAAGGGAAAGAAGAACAUGAGGAACAUUUACGAAGUGUACUUCAACUCUUAAGGAGGGAGAAGCUCUAUGCUAAAUUUAAGAAAUGUGAGUUUUGGUUGAAUGAGAUAUCGUUUUUGGGGCAUGUCAUAUCCGGAGAUGGGAUUUCUGUGGAUCCAGCAAAAGUGGAAGCUGUAGUGCAAUGGAACAAGCCAACUAAUGUUUCUGAGAUUCGCAGCUUUCUAGAAAUGGCAGGCUAUUACAGACGAUUUAUGGAAGGGUUUUCCUCUAUAGCUAUACCUUUGACUCGCUUAACUCAAAAAGGGAUUAAGUUUGAAUGGACUGAAGAUUGUGAACGAGGCUUUCAGGAAUUAAAGAAGCGAUUGGUUACAGCACCUAUUCUUACUAUACCUACAGGUGAUGAUGGAUUCACAAUUUAUAGUGAUGCUUCAAGGAAGUGA